Messenger RNA from Aspergillus ibericus CBS 121593, 562 nucleotides. RefSeq lists its product as uncharacterized. Gene Ontology annotation, biological process: vacuole fusion, non-autophagic. The transcript is spliced from 4 exons. Lineage: Eukaryota; Fungi; Ascomycota; Eurotiomycetes; Eurotiales; Aspergillaceae. The record is from RefSeq and is a predicted model, not a curated record. Gene Ontology annotation, molecular function: endopeptidase inhibitor activity. Bases 1 to 270 code for a protein of 89 amino acids.
AUGAAGUUGUUGUCUGCUACCGUCUUGGGAUUGCUCCCGUUGGCCCUGGCCGAAUCGAUUCUGGUGACUUUCCCUUCAGGAACGCCCGACUCGGUAGUGGAAGGGGCAAAGAAGUCAAUUGUGGAUGCUGGUGGCCAGAUUACCCACGAAUACACCUUGCUCAGGGGGUUCUCUGCCAACGCUCCGGAAAAGGCCAUCCAGCAGAUGUCGACUGAAUCUGCCGCGUACAAACCAAAUAUUGAGAAAGACAUGACUGUCACUAUCCAGUAAUGGAGUGAUAGGUCUCCCGAACGAAGGGCGCUCGCCCUUCUCUAUUAUGCAAAGUUAAUGGCUAUUCCCCGCUGGUCUCGGGGCUUGACCGCUGAAGGUCGGUGAUAAAUGGGAAACACUAGGUAUAUUGUAAUUCAGAACUGCUAUGUGUCUUUUGACUUCUUUUGUUUUUGGCGGGGAGGGGUAUGCGCCUUGUAUAUGUCCAGGAUGGGCUAUGUUCUGUAAGUCUUUUUUGGUGCCAUGUGAACCUGAGAUUACUUUAAUUCGCGAUUGAAUCAUGAUUACCUGUGCG